This is a messenger RNA of Gossypium arboreum, 114 nucleotides long. Lineage: Eukaryota; Viridiplantae; Streptophyta; Magnoliopsida; Malvales; Malvaceae. The record is from the annotation of a RefSeq genome assembly.
AUGACAACUUUCAGCAGUUUUCCCUCUAUUUUUGUGCCUUUAGUAGGCCUAGUAUUUCCGGCAAUUGCAAUGGCUUCUUUAUCUUUGUAUGUUCAAAAAACUAAGAUUUUUUAG